Aspergillus thermomutatus is the source of this 567-nucleotide messenger RNA. Its product is annotated as short coiled-coil protein. The record is from RefSeq and is a predicted model, not a curated record. Gene Ontology annotation, cellular component: trans-Golgi network. The transcript is spliced from 3 exons. Bases 1 to 567 code for a protein of 188 amino acids. Lineage: Eukaryota; Fungi; Ascomycota; Eurotiomycetes; Eurotiales; Aspergillaceae.
AUGUCCUCCCUCUCUUCCUCCUCUUCCAUAUCCGACGCAGAAAGUGAACGAAGGGGCCGUUCUGAACGCCCUCGAAUGGCCAGUCGAAAGCCGAGUGCCUCAAUUCUAGUGCCUCGCGAUCAUCCAGAAAUUGAAAUCGAAGAGGAAGAAUUUCCGCCCGACGACGCUCGAGCCAUGAGUCCGCGUCGCAAUUCUGCUGAUUUGGAGCGCUUGGGCAAGGAGGCAAGACAGACUUUGCAGGAACAAGCAAAGGCUCUCCAGUCCUCUCUCCAAGCUCUUGCAGAACGUAUUGAGGCGGUCAAGUCCGAUCAUGACAAACUCGAAAGCGAGAACAAAUUCUUACAAGACUAUAUCGGCGGCCUGACUCGCAAUAUGACCAAGACCGAGUUGACGAGAUCGAGAUCAGAGGCCUCGGCGAUCGGGCUAUUGGAUGUCGAGAAGAUUCAUGCCCGGGGCAAGUUGACUUUCGGCGUACAUCGACCUCUGUCCAUCUACACUUCCUCUACACUUCGAUCGAUACUACGCAACAUCUUUACUGGCUGGGUGACAAAUUUGCAAACUCGAUAA